This is a messenger RNA of Labrus mixtus (cuckoo wrasse), 6745 nucleotides long. It is a transcript of the gene gpc6a, whose product is annotated as glypican 6a. Bases 457 to 2166 code for a protein of 569 amino acids. The transcript has 10 exons. Gene Ontology annotation, cellular component: cell surface; extracellular region; synapse. Gene Ontology annotation, biological process: cell migration; regulation of protein localization to membrane; regulation of signal transduction. NCBI's taxonomy places the organism in Eukaryota, Metazoa, Chordata, Actinopteri, Labriformes, Labridae. The record is from RefSeq and is a predicted model, not a curated record.
GCUCAAGUCGCAGCCUCUCCACUCCACGUUUGGCCCUGCCCUCGUGCGCUCUGCUCGUUGAGCAGCGUGUCUCUCGGCUGCAUUUGCCUUUCCUCACACUGACGCGAACACACACGGACUGCUGCUGCUGGUGUAUGUAUGCAUGUGUGUGAGUGUGUGUGUACGGGAGAAGUUAUUGUCAGACGAGCACCAGGUAGCAACAAUCGGAUUUCUCCAGGAAGGGUGCACGCGGGAUCGUUUUUCCGAGGGGACGAUACGAAGCUUUACGCAAUGAGGUGGACGUACCAGAAUUUAAAGUGAGGAGAGGUCUCUUUUUUUUUUAAUUAUUUUUUUCUUUUCAUGAACAUCUAACAUCGUGCGCACUCCUUUCUAUCAGCCCUUUUGGAUUUGUGUUUUUAUUUUUUUUAAAUCCCCCCGGAGUAAUUUCCUCGUGCAACAUCACCGAGGAUUUCACUGAUGUGUGCGAUGUGGAGACUGCAGGUCGCCUUAUGUACUCUGUCGGUGCUGCUGUCCCUGUCAUCUGCUGGAGAAAGCAAAGCGCGGAGCUGUAGCGAGGUUAGGCAAGCUUAUAACGUUAAAGGAUUCAGCCUCGUCAAUGUGCCUCAUCAGGAAAUAUCAGGUGAGCACCUGCGUGUCUGUCCUCAGGGAUACACCUGCUGCACAUCUGAGAUGGAGGACAAUCUCCACCAGCAGAGCAAACAGGAGUUUGAGAUCUUGGUGGAGGAGAGCAGCAGGAAUAUGAGGACAACGUUUGUCUCCAGGCAUAAAAAGUUUGACGAGUUUUUCUUGGAGCUGCUGGACAAUUCUGAGAAGUCUCUGAACAGUAUGUUCACGCGGACGUACGGGAAGCUGUACAUGCAGAACUCAGAGGUGUUCCAGGACCUGUUCACUGAGCUAAAGCGCUACUACACUGGCGGUAACGUUAACCUGGAAGAGAUGCUGAAUGACUUCUGGUCCCGGCUGUUGGAGCGCAUGUUCCAGCUGCUCAACUCGCAGUACCACUUCACAGACGACUACCUGGAGUGUGUCAGUAAAUACGCGGAUCAGCUAAAGCCUUUUGGAGAUGUGCCCAGGAAACUGAAGGCCCAGGUCACCCGGGCUUUCAUCGCAGCACGGACGUUUGUGCAGGGGCUCAUGGUGGGUCGGGAGGUCGCCAACAGGGUUGCCAAGGUCAAUGUAGUUCCAGCAUGUGUCAGAGCCUUGACCAAGAUGCUGUACUGCCCUUACUGCCGCGGCAUGCCCGGGUUGAAACCCUGCCACAACUACUGUCACAACGUCAUGAGGGGCUGUCUCGCCAACCAGGCAGACCUAGACGCUGAAUGGAACCUCUUUAUCGAUGCCAUGUUACUGGUGGCAGACAGACUGGAGGGACCAUUUAACAUCGAAGCUGUUAUAGCGCCGGUCGACAUCAAGAUCUCUGAGGCCAUCAUGACCAUGCAGGACAACAGCAUGACAGUGUCAGCCAAGGUUUUUCAAGGGUGUGGUCAGCCAAAGCCAUCAGGAAUAGGCAGGUCUGCACGCGGCAUCUCAGACGUGUUCAGUGCUCGAUUCAGACCCUUCACCCCUGAAGAGAGACCAACUACAGCAGCUGGAACAAGCCUGGAUAGACUGAGGGCUGUGUGGAGGACAAUGCAACACAGUGUGAUAGACAUCAAAGAGAAGCUGAAGGAGUCCAAGCGGUUCUGGACCAACCUGCCGGAUGACAUCUGUGCCAAAGGCAAGCUCACCGAGUCUGAUGAGGAGCAAUGCUGGAACAGCCACACGAAGGGCAGAUAUUUCCCUGAGGUGGUGAAGGAGGGUCUAACUAAUCAGCAGAACAACCCCGAGGUGGAUGUGGAUAUCACCAGGCCAGACACACUGAUACGACAACAGAUUAUGGCACUUCGUGUCAUGACCAACAAGCUGAAGAAUGCCUACAACGGGAAUGACAUCUACUUCCAAGACUCCAGUGAUGAAGGAAGUAGUUCUGGCAGUGGCAGCGGCUGCACUGACGGCUGCACAACAGAGUUAGUUUUUGUUGGAACAGAAGCUCCGGUGAUUGGAGCUGACAGAAGCGAUGAAAGAGCAGCAGCAGCAGCCGCAGGAAAGUCGCUAUCACGCGAACCCUCCCUACUGCUGGUGAUGUUUGCUCUCACGCUCUGGGCAAUGCAGACUCAAUGGAGAUAAUACACGGGUGUGGCCAGAAGAUUGACUUUAAUACUGUUGCAUACAGUAUGUUUAACAGCGAGUUGUACAGCUGUUCCCUCACUGGACAUGUAGAACCUCCUGGAAACCUGUGGAGAACAGCUUACUGUGUGAGAUGGUCGGACUGGAAGUGAGGGCAGUGCUGCAUCCUGCUCGUCCCCCAAAGAAUGCUCGGUGCCAUCACUGAACCAGCUUUCAUGUCGCUGAAAAAAAAAGAAAAUGUGUUUUUUUUCUUCUAAUUAAAUUAAAGUGGGAUGUGGAGAAGAUGCUUCUCUUUUAGACAGUGAAAACCAUCUGACCCGAAGUUUCAGACAAAGGGGAAUCUAUUUUUCCUUUGUAUGAUGACGUUGUGAAAAUUAUUUUACCCUUUUCGUCUUGUCCCCCUAUGAGAGAAGGAGACAGUCUUACUGUGUGCAUGCAUGGAAAUGAUGUUAACUGGGAAAAAAAAGUGUUUUUAUUUCUUUUCUUUUUUUAAUGCAGGCUACACAGUUUGGGAUUGGUCAGCACACGAUUGUACAGCGCUAGCAGUUCACCUGGUUUUCCCUUUGGUUGUAUCAGUGUGGCUUCAGGAAGCAGCAGUUCUUACAGCCACUUUAUAGUUGCACAUUUGAUUUUCUCUGAGUAAGUGCUAAUGUAACGCACCGAGAGAAACGACUUUGCACAGAUUAUUUUUGUCGGCGUCAUAAGUUUAUAAAGCUACACCAGAAACAUCCAACCCAUAGAGAGAGAAGAUCUAUAUUUUCAGAUCAUUGAACUGAUUGUAUUGUACUUAUUAACAGUUGCAGUAUGUAUUUCACUGGGAGGUAUACUGUAGGCCUAAUGUGAUCUUAUUGGUUUAGUUAACGACUACAUUUUGGUUAUGUAUUAUUUGUUUUUAAAAGAUAUUGGAUCACCUGUAAAAUUAUAAAACAAGAGCUUCUGCAAUGACCCUAAGCCUGCUCAUGAUAAUUAGCUACCUGAUUUACUCUCUAUUUUGGGUUCAUAAAAUUAAUUUUUACAGUUCAUAUAUUUCAUUGGUAUUCCUCAGAGGACUCAGAUCAUAUAAGUGAUAUUAGCUUAAUGUUUUAUGUUUCAUUUAUUUUCUUGGCCCCCAUGUAUUCAUUGUUUGUUUGUUUUUGUCUUUGUUUGUUUAUAUCACUUCAUGGACACCAUGUAACCCUAGUCCUGUGAGGGACACCUCUGUCAGGGAGACACCUCUGUAACACUAUUUGUGGUUCUACCCACUCAAAUAUCAUCUGGCAACCCAAUGAAACUUGCUAAUUUGAACAGACCCACCACCCCUACAGGCUAUAGGUGAUAUUUGUUGUUGUGUUUUCCUACAAAGUCAGCAACUCAUGAAAGCAACAGCAUUUCAAGGUCAGAGAUUUCUACUGUUCUUGUAGAACUGAGGUGACUAUUCAUGACCUUCUGUAUUCCAUUUCCUAAAGGCUUCUUUCUCCAGCAGGAUGCAGAAGCCGUGGGAGAAAUAGCUAGCGGUCCACCAACGCAACUUGAUGGCUGUGACCUCUAGUGGCUCAGAAAAAUGUCUCCGAGAUGUUACAGUGUACUGUAGAAACAAGUAACUGUGGGGCAAAUGGUCACAGUUUCACCAGAAAAAAAGGCAGUGGAAGCAGUCAUCCUUGAGCUGGGAUGUGCCUGGAGGAUGAAAUUUCAUCAGCUCACAAGUACCUGAAUUGCUUUCAUAUAGCAUAUAAAGAGUCUCUUGUCUCAACAGGGGGCUCUCCCUUACCCACUAGUGUAAUAAAUUAACAGCUGCUGUGAGCAUCUCAAAGAGAAUGUGCUUUUCAUGUAGCAUACCAAAGCAAGCAUGGGACAGAAAAUAUUCCCUUUCUGUCCCAGCAUCUGCGAUGAGUGAGAAUAGAUCAAGCUGCAAAGCCCCAAAAUGGAAAAAUAUCUGAUGAGCUUAGGCUAUAAUAAUAGGUGAGGGUAUAUUUAGACAGAACACUACACGUUGCUUAAGUUUGCCCCAGCAUUAUGGAUGUCGUCACAGGAUUAAUCUUGAGGAAAACCUUUCCUCAGUGAGUUUAUAUGACUCACAAGGGAGACUUAAAAGUACCACAGGAAGCUCCCACUUUAGAACAAAUGGGAACACAUUUGACCUCAGUUGCCUCACUCCCUGCUGAAACCACUUCAGCAGAAAGGGACUGAACAGCAGCCUCCCACCAAAAAGUAGCAUGACACAAUAAAAUAUAUGAUGCGUAAACCUUAAUUAUUGACUGCAAAUGACCUCUGAACAAAACUUUGGAAAAGAAAGUGCUGAACUUCUCAAUAUCAAGGUCCAUCCCAAAGUUGAAUUGUUCAACUUGCAUGAUUAUGACCUACAGUAAUGAUGGGAAAAAGAAUGAAAAGGGGCACCACCAGCCUGAUCCGAGUAAGAAUCCCAGAACACUUUGCAAAGAGAAGUGACUGCUUGCAAUACACAAUGAUGGGAUUCAAACGCGUCAGGUUGCGUGCAGUGGGUGAUGGUUUUGGUUGCAGUUGUUGUCAUGACAGCGCAUCUCAGCAUAUUAUAUUGGUACAUUGGUUUCACCGGUACAGGACGCAUCCCACUUUACGGAUGUAAAAAUAGGAAUUAAAAGGGUUUUUUCGAAACCAAAUUUUACGCUAACUGAUUAUCUCAAUGUACCCACACUCAAAUGGAGAUGUAUUAAUACACAUUUUCUGGAAAUGUGGUUAAAAUUUCUGUUACAUUUGAUGAAAAGUUGCCAAAAGUUGAUUAUUGCAUAAUGAGAUAACAUGAGAAUUACCCGUAUAUAAAAUUAAAUAUUGUAAAAAUGAUAUAUUUAUAUACGUUAUUGGUCUCUGUUGCCGUUUUAGUCACUGUAAAGUGGACUCUGGGUUAGAAAGCAACGAGCAUUGUAAAGAUCUGGGAUGGUGAAGCAUUCCGAUUGGCUAAAGAAGUACAUGCGGAUAUCAAUGCAUGCUGCGGUCAAAGUUUGAGCGAGCCUGUUGAGCCCUUUAAAUAUCAACACCUGUGUUUAUGUAACAGACAGCUGAACACAGGUUCACACUGUUUAUGCCCUCUAAAAAAUAUUUCUUCAGAUUAUUAACCAGUGCUGUUGUGUUAACUAUCAGAUCAUGAUGUCUUUAUUUGAGCACAGAGAUCCCUCCAUCCAACAGUUCCCAAUAUUAACUUUUCAACUGGUUUCAGUGUGUCAGAGAAAUAGAUGUAUGAUAGUUCGACAGGAAAGUCUUCAGCAGUAACUUUUAAUGAUGAGCUAAAUAUUUGAUAACACACUAACUAUAAGUGUCAGGCCUGACGUGCAGCUACAGUUAUUCUAGACCGUUCAGAUUCUUCCGACCGAGGUGUUCAGUCCAUUUUUAUAGCAGGAUAAAAAUGUUUUACAGUCCAUGCAGUUACCUGUGUUUUUCUAAGCCCUUUUAUUUAGCUAGUAAGCACAGUGUUGUUUUGCUCCCUAAGACUGGAUUUGAUUGGGCAGUAAACAAGUUGGAUUCAGGUAAUGUGCUGCUUGGUAAUUCUAUGAAUGAAAUAAAUGUACAAUAAGAGCAGAAGAGAACCAUUGGAAGUAUAAAUUAGUGGGUAAAAUAAAUAUAUAUAUAUAUGUGUGUGUCUAUAGUUAAAGGCAUCCAUAUAAAGUCAGUGAUUUGGUAAUGAAAAACAAUGUGGAGGCAGAUAUUUACGAGUGAGGGAAGUGAGGUUGAACAAUCACUGCAGUGUGUGUUCAAUAAUAGGGCAGAAAGUUAACCGUGGUGCUUCAGAUACUGGCAUUGUUUAAAUGUUAGCACCGCUGCCCUGCUCACUGAGGCUUCACCACUCUAUAUUUAAAAGUUUAAAAACUGCUGCCAUAUAAAGGAUCAGUGCACCUCUAAGCACAUCUAAAACAAGAGUUUAGGAUGAGUGAGGAUAAAGCAGGUCUUAACUGCUGCUCCCAAAACGUAGUCGAAAAAGUGAAUAAAGAAAAGACUGGUACAGAAAUAGGUCAAGUUUUUCCAAAGAUCUCGAUUCAGUUCAAACAAGAGUCCUCUCUCAUUACGACCAGAGGAACGUUUGCCAUUUUCCACUCCCUGGUGUAUUCCUCUCUCUCUCUCUCUCUCCUGACGAGCUGUGUUAUAGCGGUCAGACACACAGUAUCACUGUCUGAGCCGCUUCAAUGCUUAACUUCAUUUGUCUCUGAGACAUUUUUUUUUGUCUUGUUCAUUCUCCUUCACAUUUGAAACAAACAGAAACAAAGACUAAAAAUGUAGGUUGACUGAGGAUUUUUUGUUUUUGCAGAAUGUUUUAGAACAAAAUGAGUUAUGCAAGGUCUUUCCCAUUUUGAUGUUAAUCGUUUGCUGCACUUUUUUGCUAAAAACAUAUGCUGUGAGUGUGGUACUGUUGUGAUUUGCAAACAGAUAACAAAGGAGCACAUUAGGAUUUGUGGAGCUGUCGGUGCACGCUGUUUGAAGUGUUUUUGGGGGAACUGAAGUUGAUGGUUGUACAAGCAGACAUGCCUUACCAUUUUUAAAAGACGUAACUGGAUUGCUUAUUUGGCUUUUGUUACACAUUCUUGUAUACAGAAAAUAAUACAAAGGUAAUAAUAAACAUUUAUUAAAAAAAUAU